Dentiscutata erythropus is the source of this 1266-nucleotide messenger RNA. Lineage: Eukaryota; Fungi; Glomeromycota; Glomeromycetes; Diversisporales; Gigasporaceae. The record is from the annotation of a GenBank genome assembly.
GUGUAUUUACCCGAAUGAGUUCUUCAGUGUCUAAUCACAUGUUAGAGGAUAAUAUACCCUCUGCGAAUAAUGAUGAAUUUUCGGGAUAUGAGGAGCCACUUGAAUCUGAAAGAUCGCCUGCGUGUAAAUCAAAAAAGCGAAAAAAACACGAUAAUUCUAGUAUUGUAUGGGAUCAUUUCGAGGUUGAGACAACAGAAAAUGGCAAUUUUACUGUUUGCAAAAUCUGUAAAAAUAAUAACAUUACCGUCAAGUAUGCACAUGAUUCUUCAACGGGAAAUAUGCUUGGCCAUCUUUGGUCUAAGCAUCGAAUUGAUAAAGACCAUCCUGAGGGAACCAACACUAAUGACUCAAUCAUCAAGGCUAUGCAUAUUUAUCAAACAAUCGAUGACGUGCCAACAAGAUGGAACUCCUCAUACUUGGCUUGGGUCCGGCUUAAAGAACUACGAAAAGCGAUCGAGUAUCUUGUUAUAAUGUUGCCUUCAGAAUCAGAACGCUGCGACAGACUUGAUGGCGAAUAUUUGAAAUUAAUAAAUCUAACUGAAAAUGAAUGGCGAUUGUUAGAUAAUCUUAUUUCAUUAUUAAAGCCAUUCUAUGAGGCCACCAACAUAUUUUCUGGUUCAAGCUAUCCUACUCUUAACCUUAUUUAUCCGACAAUGAGAUUGCUUAUUAAGAAGUUUGCACCUUCUUAUGAACAAACCGAAGAUGACUACGCCGAUUUAUUAUUCGGACCUAUUAAUAGGCAUGAAGAUGAUCCUGAAUCUGAUAUAGAAAAUGAAUUUGAUACACUAGUGAGUUCGGAACAACUUCAACAACCAUUACAAGCAGCACAAGGACGAAAAAACAAAUGUAACCAUAGCAAAGUCAAAAAAAGUGCACAUAAUGAUUCACGAUUUAAAGGUCGUCGGUUAAUUGAGACACCUGUUACUAAUGAAGGUUUAUGUGAUCUGGUUAAGGCUGCAUGUUUCCUUUCUCUUAAAGAAUAUUGGGAGGUUCCUAAAAAAAUUGGGCUUGUUGCAUCGUUUUUGGACCCGCGAAUUAAAAGUUUGAAAUUUCUUGGUGAUGAAACAAUAAAGGCGACGACAAUUGAUACAGUGCGAACACUUUGUACUGAGGAAAAUUACCGUCAACCUUCGGUUGGGCUUGAUAAGCCAUUUAACACUCCAGAUCGUGAACCUGCAACAGCUAAUAGCUUAAUUGCAGCUUUAUAUAGUAAUGAGGAAUUGAAUGAUGAAAUUUAUAAUGAGACCGAAGUUGAUCGUUAUCUUC